CUAGAGUAGAGAGCACACGUAGCGAGAGCUGCAAGAUACAAGAGACAAAGUAAGGAGGCAGACCACCAGAGCCAGGCGCUCACGUUUUCGUACUCCAGUUUCUCUCUUCUUCGUCGUCUUCUUCCUCAACAGACUGCUCUCUCCGCCAUUGCUAGUGGCUGCUUCGCUGUUUUCCUGGCAAGUUGCUCGUGAGCGAAGAUGUCUAGGGUUUCGAGGUUUCAGUUGUUGGGGAUACUGUGGCUUUUCGCAUGGAUGGUGGGCACAGAGGCUGACUCCCCGAAAUACAAAGAUCCGAAGCAACCAGUGGGAGUUCGGAUCAAGGACCUAUUGAGUCGAAUGACACUAGAGGAAAAGAUUGGUCAGAUAGCCCAACUUGACAGAUUAUCAGCUACCCCUGAGAUAAUGCGGACCUACUCCAUUGGUAGUGUCUUGAGUGGUGGGGGGAGUGCACCACUUCCUGAUGCUUCAGCUAAGGAUUGGAUUGAUAUGAUAAAUGGGUUUCAGAAAGGAUCUAUGUCCAGUCGUUUAGGGAUUCCCAUGAUUUAUGGGAUCGAUGCUGUUCACGGACACAACAAUGUGUAUAAUGCCACCAUAUUCCCUCAUAAUGUAGGGCUUGGAGCCACCAGGCAAGUCUUGAUGACAUUCAUGAGGGUUUUCUUCAUUAGGGACCCAGACUUGGUGAAGAGAAUUGGUGCUGCAACUGCUCUUGAAGCUAGAGCCACAGGAAUUCCUUACGUUUUUGCUCCAUGCAUAGCGGUUUGUAGAGACCCAAGGUGGGGUCGGUGUUAUGAGAGCUACAGCGAGGAUCCCAAAGUUGUUAGAGAAAUGACUGAAAUCAUACCUGGGUUACAAGGAGAUAUGCCUUCUAAUUCUCGGAAAGGAGUUCCUUAUGUCAUUCCGAAGAAUAAAGUUGCAGCUUGCGCUAAGCAUUUUGUGGGAGAUGGCGGAACAACCAAGGGCAUCAAUGAAAACAAUACGGUAAUAGACAGGCAUGGACUGUUGAGCAUUCACAUGCCUGCCUAUGAUGACUCUGUGAUCAAAGGCGUAUCGACUGUCAUGGUAUCUUACUCCAGCUGGAAUGGGGAAAAGAUGCAUGCUAACCGCGAGCUAGUAAUGGGCUUCCUCAAGGGUACCCUUAAGUUUAAGGGGUUUGUUAUCUCAGAUUGGCAAGGUAUAGACAAGAUUACCUCAAACCCGCACGCAAACUACACAUACUCUGUGCAAGCAGGGAUUCUAGCUGGCAUUGAUAUGGUCAUGGUUCCGUACAACCAUACAGAGUUCAUUGAUGAUCUUACUCUCUUGGUAAAGAAAAAUGUCAUUCCAAUGGAUCGGAUUGAUGAUGCUGUUGGAAGGAUUUUGCUGGUUAAGUUCAAUCUGGGACUAUUUGAAAACCCUAUGGCUGACCUGAGCUUUGUCAAUGAACUUGGAAGCCAGGCACAUCGUGACUUGGCAAGGGAAGCUGUGAGGAAAUCACUUGUGCUGUUGAAGAAUGGGAAAAAUGGGACUCAACCAUUGCUACCCCUUCCCAAGAAGGCUUCAAGAAUUCUAGUUGCAGGCACCCAUGCCGAUAAUUUGGGCUAUCAAUGUGGUGGAUGGACGAUUAAUUGGCAAGGAUUUAGUGGGAACAAUGAUACAAGAGGAACGACGAUCCUUGCUGCCAUAAGUGCCACGGUUGAUCCAAAAACAGAUGUUGUCUUCCAAGAGGACCCGACCAAGCAAUUUGUGGAGGAGAGCAACUUCAGUUACGCAAUUGUAGUUGUUGGUGAGCCGCCGUAUGCUGAGACUGCAGGAGACAGCAGUGAUCUGACAAUGAAGUUCCCAGGUCCAAGUAUCAUCAGCAAUGUAUGCGGGGGAUCUGUGAAGUGUGUGGUUGUGGUCAUAUCAGGGAGACCCAUUGUACUUGAGCCGUACGUGAACUCAAUUGACGCCCUGGUGGCAGCUUGGUUACCUGGCAGCGAAGGGCAGGGAGUAGCAGAUGUGCUCUUUGGGGACUUUGGAUUCAGUGGGAAACUUCCAAGGACUUGGUUCAAGAGUGUUGAUCAACUGCCAAUGAACCUUGGAGAUGCGCAUUAUGAUCCACUCUUCCCCUUCGACUAUGGGCUCAAGACAGAGGCGUUGAAUGGCUCGGUCGCAAGGUCAACAUCAGAUGGUGCUGAUCGUCGGCCAUGCGCACUUGCUCUACUGAUUUCCCUAGCUGUCUACUUCUGGCUAUCAAAAGUGUAGCAGCGUCCUAGGGCAAUGAAGGCAGAUGUAGCCUCAGUGUAAGUAGUGAAGUUGUUAGGAAAGCUCGGAGGAUGGGGAUGACAUUUGCAAGUUGAUAGAUAGAUAAUUCAUUAGCAGGAUUGCAGGUUUUCGCUCGUCGGAUCGCGUUCUUCCCCGUCAUUCCUCUCUGCUGAGUUUAUUUGAUUGCUGUACAUUACAUUUGCAACCAAGAUAUGGACUUCUGGGCAAAGACGUCUUGGCUCGGAUUUCGUUUUCCUUUGAAGUAGGCCCUUAUGAAGACGAGCCAGCCAGAAUCGGCAUUCGCUAAAAAUGGCUGCGUAAUUUGCAGUGUCUCCCGUGAAAUUCCAAGCUGCUUUCAUUUCACUAGGAAUCAAAUUCUUGCUUUCAAGGCUGAUCUUGAGGAAAAUACCUUAGCACUUCCCAA
Messenger RNA from Linum tenue, 2647 nucleotides. NCBI's taxonomy places the organism in Eukaryota, Viridiplantae, Streptophyta, Magnoliopsida, Malpighiales, Linaceae. The record is from the annotation of a GenBank genome assembly.